GACAAAUGCAAUACAAUUUUGACAAAAUUUAAAACAUCAAAUUUGUAAUCCCUUUGCUUUCGAAUCCAACUUGGAUUAGACAAAUUUGAUAUGGGAUAAUAGAUUUAUGUGCCACAAAAAUAAUAAAUCAACUUUAAACUUGCUUUUGACCCCUCUUAAUAUUAAAUGUUUUCUAACCUAACUUAGAUUUAUCCAAAAUAGUUAUUUUAUAUGUUCUAAAAACAUAAAAUAAAUAGGGCUUGUUUGUUUGUACCGGAAUUGAAAGCACUUCUCGCACAACUGAAAGCUAGCUUCUUCUCUACCACUUGAUUUCGCAGCUGAUUUCUCGUCAACAAAAUCUAUGAGGAUGAGGAGUUCUGGAGUAGCUUUUGUUUGUAGAGUAAUUACUUCUAAAUCUUCUCAUCAAUACUCAUACCCUACUUUUACUUCUUCUUUCUCUCUCCUCUGUUUCGAUUUUCACAAAAAUAGGCCCUUUUCAACUUUGCCCAGAAAAGAUUAUGAAUUAGAUGAUACUGUUUUCUUGAUUCGUAAAAUGAUGAGAAUGCGGCCACACCCUUAUGCCUCUGAAUUUAACAAACUAUUGCAAGUUAUUGCCAAGAAGAAACAAUACCCAGUUGCCCUUUAUGUGUUCGACGAAAUGCGUCAAUGGGGUGCCUCUGUGAAUGAGUACACGAUGAACAUCUUGGUUAACUGUUGUUCCCUUUCGAAACGUGUAGACAUCGGUUUUGCUGUCUUCGGCAUCUUCUUUAAACACGGUUACGCGGCAGAUAUUGUGACAUUCAACACUCUUCUAAAAGGGCUCUUUUUAGAUGGUAAGGUGGCCGAGGCGGAGAAAUUGUUCAAGAAGAUUUUGAGUUUGAGACUCUGUGAGCCAGACGAUGUUACAAUUGGUACUGUGAUUGACGGACUCUGCAAAAAUGGACGUGUUCAUACUGCCCACGAUUUGCUUUGCUUAUUGGAAAAGACUAUCUAUAAACCCGAUGUUCUGGCUUAUAACGCGGUAAUAAAUGGCUUAUGCAAGACCGGAAUGGUGGAUAAUGCACUCGAGCUGAAGUCUAGAAUGAUUGAAAAGGGCAUUUCACCUGACCUUGUCACAUAUAACUCGAUGAUUCAGGGCUUGUGCGAUUUUGGUAGAUGGAAAGAGGUCAAAGACUUACUAAAUGAAAUGGUGAAUCACAAGAUUUCGUUAGAUGUUGUUACUUUCAAUGUAUUAGUGGACUCGUUUUGCAAGGAAGGAAGUGUUAAGGAAGCUGAAGAUAUUUUGGAAGUUAUGAAGCAACAAAACAUUCGUCCCGAUAUUGUCACCUACACUGCACUGAUAGAUGGGUACUGUUUGCAAGGGAAAAUGGAUAAAGCGAAAGAAGUUUUUUAUUCCAUAACGGGUAACGGCCUUAAGCCAUGCAUUGUCACCUAUAACUCUUUAAUCAACGGGUAUUGCAAGAACGGUAAAGUGGAUGAAGCUUGGCGUCUUUUUCUCGAAGCUUCUUCUAAAGGCUUAGAACACACGGCAGUUACUUAUAACAGCAUGAUACAUGGAUUACUUGGUGAAGAAAGAAUUGCUGAUGCAUGGAAACUUUUCAAUGAUAUGGAAACUCGACAAGUACAUCCUGAUUUAUGUACUUGCAAUAUUUUGUUGGAAGGCUUGUGCAAGACUCAUCAAAUUGCCGAAGCAUUUUCGUUUCUACGGGUGAUGGAAAAUAAAGGUUUAAAUCCUAAUAUAAUCACAUACGGUAUCCUGAUUAAUGGUUUGUGCAAAGAUGGGGAAAUUGAAGAUGCAAAAAAACUUUUAAACGAACUUCCUUCCAAAGGAUUGCAACCUGAUAUUAAAUUAUAUACCGUUAUUCUCGGUUCACUUUCCCGAGAAGGGUGUGUAGACGAGGCAAAAGAUAUGCUUGUGAAAAUGGAGAGGAGUGGGUGUGCACCGGAUAGCAUGACAUACAACAUCAUUAUCCAUUGCUUGCUGAAGAAGAAAGAGGAUGACAAGGCAAUGCCAUUCUUAGAGGAAAUGCACGAGCGGGGAUUCUCAGCGGAUGCAGCUACUUCUUCCUUGUUAAUUAGUCGCCUGCAAGGAUCAAACAAAUAUGAUGUUCUUCUCGAAUUGAUUAAGAAAGUUGUACCGAAAAUAUAAAAUAACUAUUUUGGAUUAUGAGAUCAGGUGUCGGUAUUCCAUAAAUAUAUUGUAUAAUUCAUGAAUUAAUUUUUCUGAAUUUUUUUUCCGGCCGGUAAA
This is a messenger RNA of Erythranthe guttata (spotted monkey flower), 2227 nucleotides long. RefSeq lists its product as uncharacterized. Gene Ontology annotation, molecular function: protein binding. The record is from RefSeq and is a predicted model, not a curated record. Lineage: Eukaryota; Viridiplantae; Streptophyta; Magnoliopsida; Lamiales; Phrymaceae.